CGCGAAAAUUAAGGAAUAAAUUGAAUAAAUAUAACCUCACUUUUAGUGUGACUGUGACUGUGAUUGUGAUUAUGAACUGUGGUCUUUGAUAAUGAUCAUUGUGAACUGUGGUUCACAUUUUUCAGAAGUAUAGUUUCUCCUAUAGAAUGUGAUAUUUUCAACAUUUUUGUUUAUCAUAAUCUACAGUAGGAAUUCAACAAUGGCUACUAUCGAGUACACAGAUUAUGAUCCCGAUCAGGAUUUCGAACUUCAAUAUCAAGAUGAAAUGGAAAUGUUGGAUGAUGAUAACUUUGCUCCGCCUGACCUCACAUCUUUUCCUAAAACCAAGUCGAAGAAAAGUUUGGACUUCACAAGCCCUAGUGGUGUCAAAAAAAUAGCUAGCACGGAAGAUUUGGCUGCACCGCUCGAAGUGAACUCACCAGAUGCUCAGUCAUCUCACAAUGCAAACGAAAAUGACGUUGUAAAUUCAAGUUUAACGAAUAGUUUCACGAUGACAGUGGCUGAUGAAAGUGAACCAGUGGCAGCUGAAAGCCAAUCACAGACCAAUGCAAAGAGGAAGGUUGAUGAAUUGUUUGGAGAUAUUGAUGAUAUCGACUUCGAUGAAGAUGUGCUUCCCAAACGGGCCAAAACAUUCCAUGCUCUUCAGCAAAUUGAAGAACUAUCUGAGGAGCAACGGAUGGACAUUACAAUACAGAAAAUUUUAUUCGCAAGAAGGCAAUUUGAAAUCGAAACCAAUGUGGAAAUGCCAAAGCAUUCAGUGGAGGAUGCCCGGAAGAGUAUAGCAGCAAGGCUCGCUAAAGAGAUUUCCCGCAAAGUGCCAACAUUUCCCUUCAUUUCUGCCACGGGAAGGGUUGGGGAGAGAUUCUAUCUGCGGUUCAGAUCCGAAGACAUUUUUGAUAUCGAGAUUGAAGAGGCCAUGCGGAGAUGUGGUGGAGGCGGAUUGUUGAAUGUUCCAUUUUCAAAAUUGAAAGAAGAUGCCACAAACAUUUUGCAAAAGUCAUACGACCUGAAUGAGAAAACAGAAAUGGAAACAGCCCCUGAUACAAAUCUGGAUGCUGAGCAGUCAGUCGAAAAAGAAUUGUGGGUAGAAAAGUAUCGACCGAGACGAUAUUUGGACCUGCUAAGUGAUGAGGGAACGAAUAAAUCUCUUCUAAAAUGGCUGAAAUUAUGGGAUAAAGUCGUUUUCAAUAGAGAAAAUAAAAUCAUAGCUAAACAAAAAUUUGAAAAGUUUGAAGACAAAGGAAAGGCAGGUGGCGGAAAAUUCAAAAAGAAAUUUGAGACAGAACUGCGGAGCGAACUUGAUGAGUUGGGUCGUCCACACCACAAAGUCGCCUUGCUGUGUGGCCCACCUGGUUUGGGGAAAACCACUCUAGCUCAUAUCCUGGCUAGGCACGCUGGCUACAACGUGGUUGAGAUGAAUGCCAGUGACGACCGCAGCCCCGAGCUGUUCAGGACGCAGUUGGAAGCAGCCACACAAAUGAAAGCAGUCAUGGGCAAAGACCCUCGGCCCAAUUGCCUCAUUUUGGAUGAAAUCGACGGAGCUCCUCAGGCGUCGAUUGAGGUUGUAGUGAGAUUUGCUGGCUCGAAAGAAGGCGCCGAAAAGGGAGCGAAAAAGAAGAAGAAGAGUGAAGCAGUUGUCUUACGCCGUCCUGUCAUUUGUAUCUGCAACGACGCCUAUGUGCCAGCCUUGAGGCCACUACGACAGAUCGCCUAUGUUCUGCACUUCCCACCAACCUGCUCUUACCGACUAGCGCAACGCCUGUGCGAGGUAGCGCGCCUGCAGCGGCUGAAGACAGAUGUUGGGACGAUGCUGGCGCUGGGCGAGAAGACCAACAACGACAUCCGCGCCUGUCUGGCACUGAUGCACUGCCUCAAGGUGCAGGUUGGCGCCUCCAUCCGCCUGGCUCACGUCAACAACGCACACAUCGGCACCAAGGACGUGCAGAAGAGCCUCUUCGCCGUCUGGCAGGAGGUCUUCCAGGUCAAGACCAACAAGAACAGAUUCCAAUCUAUUCUACAAACCGUACAAGGUUAUGGCGAUUACGACCGGUUAGCACAGGGAGUCUAUGAAAACUUUCUCGCAAUGAAGAUGACUGGAUCUACUUUGAAAACUGUGUGUGAAAGUCUGCAGUGGUUCAUGCAUUAUGACACAAUUUCUUCACACAUUCAAAGCACUCAGAACUAUGCACUGUACUCGCAUAUGGCUUUUCCGUUCGUCAAAUGGCAUUUUCUUUUUGCUAGACGCAAUUGGGUUAAACUUCUUUAUCCUUCUAUGGGAUACGAGAUGACAACCAGAUUAACAAAAACGAAUGGCCUACUUGAAGAAAUGCUGAGAGGCAUGUCGCCACUGACACGGCCCUUCAUGCGCAAACAAACUCUACUGCUUGAUGUCGUUUCACUUCUGCUUGAAAUCAUAAUACCCAAUCUAAGACCGGUGAGUUUUACACUGUACAGUCACAAAGAGAAAAGUGAAUUGUACAAAGUGGUGAAUGCCAUGAUUGAUUACAAUCUCAGCUACACUCAGGAGAGGACGCCAGAUGGCAACUAUGCUUUCAAUCUUGAUCCAAACAUUGAAGAUGUUGCCAAGUUCCCUGGUUGGAAGCCGUUGCGUACUAUGGGAUACGGCCUCAAGCAGCAAGUGCAGAGGGAAAUCAACCUGGAGAGAAUGCGACGUUUGGACAUUUCUUGUGGUCAGGGUAAACCGACCGAGAAAAAAGCUGCAGCUGUUCAAAAACAACCUGAGAAGAGGAAUGCUGAAGUAUCAGUUCCCAAUCAUUUGCAGAGGUUGACUCCCAAAGCCAUGAAAAAACCUGAAACUGUGAGCAAAGACUUUUUUGGCAGAAUAAUCGAGAAAGAGGCUUCGGCUCAAUCAGGAUGUGCUUUCGAAGAAGGAAAGGACAUUUGGUUGAGGUUCAAAGAAGGCUACAACAAUGCUGUAAGGUUGAAAGUCAGUAUGGCUGACCUCUUUUAAGGAUCAAUCGAAUCACGGAACAGCAACUAUUUUUCUACGAUAAAUUUAACAGUAUGUACAUUGGAUUAAUUUAUUAAAAGCAUUACAAAGCAGAUAAAUUAUUUUCAUGUUUAUCAAAGUUUAUCAUGUUGUAAUGAAAUCUUUUUGUAAUAUCUUUUAUAUCCACAUAAAUUAUUAAUUUUUUAGAACCACCUUCAA
Nilaparvata lugens (brown planthopper) is the source of this 3169-nucleotide messenger RNA. RefSeq names its product chromosome transmission fidelity protein 18 homolog (gene cutlet). The transcript is spliced from 21 exons. Gene Ontology annotation, molecular function: ATP hydrolysis activity; ATP binding. The coding region runs from base 200 to 2971 and encodes 923 amino acids. NCBI's taxonomy places the organism in Eukaryota, Metazoa, Arthropoda, Insecta, Hemiptera, Delphacidae. The record is from RefSeq and is a predicted model, not a curated record.